This is a messenger RNA of Racocetra persica, 312 nucleotides long. Lineage: Eukaryota; Fungi; Glomeromycota; Glomeromycetes; Diversisporales; Gigasporaceae. The record is from the annotation of a GenBank genome assembly.
AUGGUAAUAAUACAAGCACUGUUAGACGUGGUUGUGAAAAUAGAUGUGAUGAUGAAAGGAUUGCUGGCGACAUUGAUGGAAGCUGAUAGUUAUGAAGAGUCAUCGGUUAGCCAAAGUAAAGAUAAUAAUGCUACCCAAAUAAAGUGCAAAGAAAUUGGCUACCUAUCUGCAUUGAAUGACAAGAUAUCCCUAACGAUCGAACCCAAGAUAAUACCUUGUGAUGAUUGUUGGAUGAUGUUAUCAACGUGGAAUCAAGGUUUUGAUUUGGAUGCUAAAAAGUAUGAUAAUGUUAAACAAUCAUGGAAAGACUCU